This is a messenger RNA of Lotus japonicus, 1691 nucleotides long. RefSeq lists its product as uncharacterized. Gene Ontology annotation, molecular function: double-stranded DNA binding. Bases 75 to 1229 code for a protein of 384 amino acids. The record is from RefSeq and is a predicted model, not a curated record. Gene Ontology annotation, biological process: regulation of DNA-templated transcription; chloroplast organization. Lineage: Eukaryota; Viridiplantae; Streptophyta; Magnoliopsida; Fabales; Fabaceae. The transcript has a single exon. Gene Ontology annotation, cellular component: chloroplast.
ACUCUUUGCUCCAGGCUUGGACUUUACUGGCAUUUUGACAAAUCUCGUAGUUGUAGAGUCCAACGUACGAUCUCAUGUUACGCGGUCACUGUCUCAGAGCUUUUCUCCGCCGCAGCAUUUUCUCCCAACCACCACCAACCUCAAAAUGUCACCAUCUUCUGCAAUUGAAACCCUUCCAUUCACCCCUCUCUCUCUUCUCUACCACUUCUCAUUCUUCUGAUAAACAAUCAUUCACCCUUUCCUACUUCACAAACACUUGUGGCUUCUCAUCCCAAGCUGCUCUCAAAGCAGCCAAGCGAGUUCGUUUCGACACCGCAGAGAAGCCUGAUUCAGUUAUUGCCUUCUUCACAAACCAGGGUUUCUCCAUCUCUCAGACACACAGCAUCAUUCGCAGGGUACCAGAGGUACUUUUAUUCGACCCCACCAUAAGGGUUUUGCCCAAGUUUCAAUUUCUAGCCUCCAAGGGUUUUGACAUAGUGACCACUGUGUCUAGGACCCCGUAUUUCCUGCUUAAAAGCCUUGAGAAUCACAUUAUACCUGCAUUUGAAUUUGUAAGGACAUUCUCUCCAUCUGAUCAAAAAGCAAUAGCUUGUGCACUUUUUGGUUCCCAUACCAUUACUAUUGAUCACAUGAAAUCAAAAGUAAAAUUGUUGCUUCAUAUGGGAGUGCCUCCCUCAAACAUAUACCUUUUGCUUAGAACUAGGCCCACUAUACUCAGAUGUGCUGACUUGAACGAGGCUGUGGAGGAAGUCAAGGGAUUGGGAUUCCAUCCUUCCAAAACUGCUUUUAGUUUUGCCUUACUAGCCAAAAGGGCUAUGGCCAAAUCUAAGUGGGAUGCCAAAGUCGAUGCCUUUAAGACAUGGGGCUGGUCUGAAGAUGCUAUUUUGGAUGCAUUUAGGAGGAAUCCCCACAUUAUGCUAUACUCAAUCAAAAAAGUAAAUGCAGUGAUGAGUUUUUGGGUAGGUCAUCUUGGUUGGGACCCUUCAGUACUUCAAGUCGUGCCAUCACUUUUUGGAUAUAGUUUGGAGAAAAGGCUUAUGCCAAGGGCUUCAGUUGUCCAGUAUCUUCUCUCCAGAGGUUUGAUGAAGAAGGAUGCUAGCUUAUAUACACCAUUUUUUAUGACUGAGAAGUCGUUCCUGCAAAAGUUUGUGAAUAGUUUUGAGGAGGAGGAAACAUCUAGGAUACUAAGUCUGUAUCAGGGAGGAAGCGAGCACCUGACACCCGGUUAGCUUAGAGUCUUCUGUUUAAGUCACAAUUCUGAUCUAUAUCACUAAUUUGAUAUUUUGCAUGUAAGUGGUGCAAGAAAAUUAAUUGUUUCAUGGUUGGAGAAUUUGUUUCUUUCAUUGCACGUAUGUUCUGUUUCAAAGAGGUGGAUGGAUUCAUGUCUAAUUCUCAGGAAUCAUGGAUUAGAAUGUUGCUUGAAGAGUGCAAGCAGGUAAAUGAUUCAAAUGUCUUUUUCCUUGUGUUAGCAGUUCAAUUAAAUCCGAAGCAGAAUUGAUAAAAUAUAAAAAAUGCUUGUCUUGCCUAGGGAAACCUGAAGUGAGUGGUUGAGUAGUUAUUCUGAUUAUGUGGUAAGCUAAUUUUGUUGUGAAAAGCUUUUCUAUGCACUAUAGUAUCCUUUCUCUCAUAUCUUUUUCUGACCAAAGGACAAUGGAUUUUGUUAUGAGUUUGAAGAAAGUUUAUUCUUCUUA